AUGGAACCAGGAGAAUUGAUGGAAGUGGAUACGAGCCAGGAGCUGGAUGAAAACACUUCGGCGAAGGAAACGGACCAGCCGAUUUUCAGAAGAUGCUCAAAAUGAUCCAGAAAUUGUAUGCGGCGAUAGUAAUGAGGUCAAGAAGGAGUCUCCGAGUGUAGAAGAGGAUCAGUCAAGUACUGAAACUAUGUCUAAUGAAUUUGAAGUGGCCGCUGCAAUUCUCGAACAAGAAAACGAAGAUUCCGGUCAGAACGCCCCCAGUUUGGGAGAAUUGCUGUCUCGGAGUGUGAAUAAUUACCACCCUGAACAUUACUCUUCACCACCUCUCAUGCGUAAACCCGAUUUCCGUUUUCCAAUCAUUAAUCCUGAGAAAGCUCAAGGAAAACUAUUCGUUCUCUAUCAGCUGAUUAUUACCGUUCCGGACUCGUUGAAGAAAUUUCCUCCGUACACAUCAGAAACAGUUUGCUGCCAACUGUGCGGAAUCGAUUUGAUGGGAUCAGCUAUGUUUGCUCAUCUGAUCACUAUCCAACAUCUUAAGUUAUAGAACUGCUUGUUCUCAGAGAAUGACGUCGAUUUCUGGAUUUAUAAAGUGAACAGUGUAAUCGAGCAGGCGCCUUCAAAUGCUCUGAUCCUACCAGGUUUCAACCCUGAUACAAAUGUGAACUUCUCGGAAACGGUCGGCGAAUUCAUCAAUCGAUCGAAGGGAUUCGUUAAGAAACCGAACCUCGAGCAGAUCAAAGCCGUCAUUGGUGCAGUGAUCGAUAUUAAGGCAGCUGUUGAAUAUUCGUCAAUGAAAGCGAAUAGGCCAAGUAAAAACAAAGUUAGGAGCAAGAAUUCUAAUUCAGAGCAAAAGCGAACCGGAAACUUCCUCUCUCAAGUCGUCGAAAAUCUCAUGACCAAGGUUGACGCGAAUAUCUUAUCGAGGAGGGUUGGAAAACUAUUCAAGAAUCACAAUGAGUGCACUUUCUGCAACAUAAAAUUUAUUUCAUUUUUUGAAAUGUGCCGUCACGUGGGAAGCAUUCAACUCAGAAUGAAGAUUAACCACUUGCGUUAUCAAGAUGUCCAUGUUGGAACUUGGGUGCGUUUUCUGGCUUCGGCAACUCCACAGAAACAAACAAUUGAAGAUGUAAUUGACGGAGGCUCUUCGAAAAAGGUGCAUUCACCUGAAAUAAUCUAUAUUGACUAAUA
Caenorhabditis elegans is the source of this 1188-nucleotide messenger RNA. The record is from the annotation of a RefSeq genome assembly. NCBI's taxonomy places the organism in Eukaryota, Metazoa, Nematoda, Chromadorea, Rhabditida, Rhabditidae.